ACAAUCGUUGCUAUGACAACGAUCAAGGGGAUACUUAUAAUCGGCCAAGUGUCAGUGCCAAGUCGGAUCGAGCUCCGGGAAACCCGAAUGAAAAUAACCCUUACAAGUGGAUUAAAUCUAAAAAUGGGAAUGAAUAUAACACUACAUUAAAUACACAAAACGCUAGUUUCGGGAACUACAAUGAUAGUACGCCAAGCACAAGCAAAGGGGGAAAUUAUAGUGGAAAUGAAUUUAAUCCUCAUAAUAAAUUCGGCAAUGUUCAAAACACGUCGAAAUUGCCGGAACUUAAGGAACAAGCGAUUUUUAUUACUAAGACUGAACUCAAUAAAAUUAAAAAAGCCAGAGAACAAAAACGAACUGCGCUUGAGCGCAAAAAUGAAACUUGGCGUUCGCAGGCUACCUCUAAGAUUGUAAGAGAUGCUCUCGAAGAUAGUGGCUUAAUGAGUCAAGCUAGGAAGCCAGGUUUUGUGCAGUUCAUGAAAAGUAUCGUUAGAUCUCGAAUCAAUAAGAUUUUGGGUUAUAGGAAGGCUGUGUCGGUGGAUAAAAUCUUAAAAGAGUACUAUAAAAAAUUCCCCACAAAUGUUCGAAUAAAUUUUGUCCUCGAAUCGAAGCAAAAGUUCAAUAGAAUUACCGAUUACCCAUCAGGAGCUGCUCCCAUACGACGGCCGUUAAUGAACCAACCACAGCCGGAGAGACGACCGGCGACAGAACAACCGGAGACGGCUCCUCCACCUAAGAAGAAGCCCCCAGUGGAUAUACCGAGACCUCCGCCGUACCGCCCGCCGACACCGGGACCCCUGCCCAGGUAUCCUAAUGCUGAUAAACAAGCAUAUAAAAAAUUGAAGACGCUCGCGAAGGAAGAACAUGAAAAAGAAAUCUAUACAUUGGAGCCGAAAUUGAAACAAGCACUUGAGAAUGAAAUCCAAGAUCUUCGGGAAUUAUUUGUAUUGGAAUGCAGAAAUAAUGAUGGUGGGGAACAUGAGACAAUCUGUAAACGUAUCGAGGACACUGCUGAUAAAGUUAUGAAGGUGAUAAAACUGGACAUAACUAAGCGCCUGUUGAACGUGACGUGCAACUUGCCGCUGCGUAUGUUCGCUAACGGCAAGUUCCGCGUGCGCGAGGUCGGCCCGCUCCUGAAGCCGUACGGCGUCAUCAGCUGCAGGAAAUCCGCCUACGGCAAGCUCUGCGUAGUAGUCUGUCAGGAUUACCCCAGCUAUGAUUAUCUAUGCACCAAGAAGGAUAUCGAUAUAGGUGAUGGCCUGAUAAUGUCCUUCAAACCGCUGCACCUCGCCGGACCUAACAAAAAGUCCAAAAAAGCUGAUAAAAAACCACCCACUAAUGAACAUACAAGUGGCGAUGAAUAUGAGGAAUUCGGUGAAGAAAUAGCAGGAGGCAUAGUUGAUGAAAUAGAUGAUGAAAUGAUCGGCGAUGAUGAAGGCGCGGAUGAUCUGAAAGAAGAGAAAACAGAUGCAAAAAUAAAACAUAUUGAAAUUGUUGAUAAUGUAUCCGCUGAAGUAAAACUUAAAGACGUACAGAAAGUCGAGAAAGAACCGGUGAAAGAUAUUAAGGAAUUAACAGAAGUAAUUGAAAAUAAUGAGCUGGAAGAGAUAGUAGAUGUUCAUAAUGAACAAUUACUUGAUGUGUCUAACAUUGAACAAGAUGAUUUAGAAGAUUAUUAA
Papilio polytes (common Mormon) is the source of this 1679-nucleotide messenger RNA. RefSeq lists its product as uncharacterized. The record is from RefSeq and is a predicted model, not a curated record. Lineage: Eukaryota; Metazoa; Arthropoda; Insecta; Lepidoptera; Papilionidae. The transcript has 7 exons. The coding region runs from base 441 to 1679 and encodes 412 amino acids.